GCCAAUAAUGCAAACCCCAUUCAGCUACUUUAUCCCCUUCCUGUCUUUUGGUUUCCCACUGACCAUGGUCUUGGAAAGCAUGGACAGUUGAGGUCUCCGAUUCUGAACAGAGUUUUGCGUAGUAUACUCCAGAUCACGAGCAAUGGCAAGUGUUUCGUCUCCAGAUCAACUGAAUGAGCAAUUUCAACGUCACAGACUGAGUGCUUAUGCAAGCAGUUCCGAAAGCUUAAGCAGUUAUGAUCAUAACAAUUCAAUUUCUUUGCCUAUCACCCCCACUCAUUAUUCCAGUUUCCCAGCGCCGAAGCUCGAAGUUGAAAUGAUGAAAGAGCGGUUUGCAAAGCUUCUGCUAGGAGAGGACAUGUCAGGAGGAGGGAAGGGAGUUUGUUCGGCUCUCGCUAUUUCCAAUGCGAUAACCAAUCUCUCGGCUGGUGUGUUUGGAGAGUUGUGGAGAUUAGAGCCUUUGGUGCCACAAAAGAGAUCCAUGUGGGAGCGGGAAAUGGCUUGGCUGUUAUGUGUGAGUGAUUCAAUUGUCGAGCUAGUUCCUUCAACACAAGAUUUCCCAGGCGGUGGGACCUUUGAGACUAUGGUACCCCGGCUCCGACCUGAUAUACACCUGAAUCUUCCAGCACUUAAGAAGCUUGAUUCCAUGCUGCUAGGCAUUCUUGAUGGAUUCAGGGAUUCAGAGUUUUAUUAUGUUGAUCGUGGAGUUAUAGUUGAUGUUGACGUAGCUCUUGAAAUUGAGACUAACAUGUUACCUCUCUCUGCAUCUUCUGCACGGCCAUCAAUAUGGCAGGAAGAGAAGUGGUGGCUUCCAUUUCCCAAGGUGGGGCAAAGUGGUCUCUCUUCAGACAUGAGGAAGAGACUGCAACAGUCCAGGAAAUGCACGCACCAGAUUCUCAAGGCUGCUAUGGCUAUUAAUAGCAAUGUGCUUUUUGAGAUGAAAAUCCCACAUGUUUACUUGGAUAACUUGCCCAAGAGUGGGAGAGCUUUAGUGGGGGACAUCGUAUAUAACUUGUUAUGUGCUGAUAAGUUCUCCCCUGAGUGUGUUCUGGAUUACUUAGACCUAUCAUCUGAAUAUUCAACUCUGGAAAUAGCAAACAGAGUAGAGGCGACCAUGCACAUCUGGAGGCAAAAACACCUAAAAGGGCAUGUAAUUAGUCGGAAGGGUGGAAAAUCUUCGUGGAGUGGCAAGGUCAAAGGCAUGGUGGGUCACACGAAAAAGCAUAAGCUUCUAGCACAGCGUGCUGAAUCCCUGCUGCAGAAUUUGAAGCAAAAGUUCCCCAGCCUCCCCCAAACUGCUUUGGACAUGAGCAAGAUACAGUACAAUAAGGAUGUAGGGACAAUCCUCGAGAGCUACUCGAGAGUGAUGGAAAGCUUGGCCUACAAUGUAUUAGCAAGGAUAGAUGAUCUUAUUUACAUAGAUGAUGCCGCCAAGCAACAUGCAUCAGCGCAAUCAAAAUAUUUAUUUGAUGAAGAGAGGUUCAGUGUGUUGUACCAUUACAGAGACAAAAGCACAAAGUAGCUCCCACCACAAUGUUUGUGCUCGUCUAUAAUUCAAGCAUCGCAUGUCUGGGAUGGAUUAUAACUGACUUCCUUGCCUUAUCCGUCGGUCGUCUCUUCUUUUGGCUUAGUAUGUAACUACUAGCUAGGUGUUUAAAGCAAUCAUUCAUAUGUGAAUCUCUCAAAUCUCAAUAUGGUGAUAUACUAAUGGAGGGUUCUUGAGACA
Molecule: messenger RNA, 1726 nt
Organism: Neltuma alba
Lineage: Eukaryota; Viridiplantae; Streptophyta; Magnoliopsida; Fabales; Fabaceae
Product: rop guanine nucleotide exchange factor 1-like
Molecular function (GO): guanyl-nucleotide exchange factor activity
Source: RefSeq, a predicted model, not a curated record